AUGUCGUACACUUACAGAGACCGCGAACGAGACUGGGACGAGACCCGUCCUGUGUCAAUCAAACGUUACGUCGUUGCUCCUGAAGACGACCGUCGAGACGACCGUCGAGACUUCAUGUCAAGACAUGAUGAUUCUUUCGGCGGCGAGCGCGAGUUGGUAAUCCGGCGCAAAACAGAUCGUGAAGAGCCUGUGACUGUCUCGCGCUAUGAGCGAGAGGUGGAGUAUGAGCCACCCGCACGCUACGAGAGAGAUUACUACGAUCGUGAGUACCUACAUCCCUAUACCAAUUAUCCACAUUCCCGGUCCAUCGAUUCCCUGGAACGAAUGGAGCAGUCCCAUACUGCUACCACCAUUGGCACCCCAAAGCAACCCGUACUUAUUCGUGAAGCCCGCACUUCGUAUACCAGUCCCCGUGAAUCCGACUAUGAUGUCGUGCGCCGCUCCGAGGCCGACGAGGACCCUUAUUACUACCACCGUCACCGCCGAGUCCGUGAGCACGACGACCAUCGCUCCCGGCGUGAGCUGAGCCCGAAUGAUUCAGUCUCCCAGACUAGUCGCCGCCGCCGCGGUGAUCGUGAUCAGGACUACAGUAGCGAUGAUAGCAUGGUCUACAUCCGAAAGGAAACCCGCGACUAUGACGACCACCCUCACCACCGUCGCCACAUGGCAGAGGGUGCAUUGGUAGGUGCUGGCGCGGCUGAGUUGUUCCGCAGCCACAGCAAAAAGGAUGGCGAAGUCAGCCAUGGCGCCAGCCGUGUCGGUAAGACUGUUGGUGCCGGUGCUCUUGGUGCAGUCGCUGUGAAUGCUGCAUCGCGUGCUCGCGACUACUACCACCGUAGCAAGAGCCGCCAUCGUGCUCAUUCCUUUGAAGAUGACCGUUCCCAUCGCCACAGCAGACAUGGCCGGAGUCGUCGCAGUCGCAGUCGCAGCCGCUCUCACUCGCACUCUCGUACAAAGACUCUCCUCGAGCUGGGAGUUGGUGCCGCGGCCGUGGCUGCUGGUGUGGCUGCAUUGCGUAGCAAGUCGAAAGCCGGAGACCGCAAAGGCCGAUCUCGCACUCGCUCCCGUUCUCGGGCUGCUAGUCGGGGUCGCUCGGUGAAGGACGGAGAACAGGGUGAACACGGCAUGUCUGAGCGCGGCAAGCACAUGGCUGGCGCUGGACUGGCCGGUGCGGCCGUGGCUGGCCUGGUUGAAAAGGUCCGCAGCCACUCGCGCUCUCGAAAGGGUGAGCGCUCCCGCUCCCGCAGUCGUUUGAGACAAGCUCUUCCCAUUGUGGGUGCCGGUCUUGCGACUGCUGCUGCCACCGGUCUCUACGAGAAGAAUAAAGGUGAUAAAGAUGAAAAGGAGGGCUUGAGCCGGGGCCGCCAUCGCUCAAGGUCUCGCAGCCGCGCCCCGUCACAGUCCUAUCCCGAUCCAUCUCGCGAUUCGACCGGCCUGAUAGAAUACGGCAACGAUCCAGUUGCAGGUAGUAUCCCAUCUGAGCACUACUACGGUCAGCCCGGUGCGACCUACUACGAUGCACCGGAAGCCUACGUUCCCAGACGUCAUACCCGCAGCCGCAGUCGGAGCCGAGCCCGCUACAGCAGUUCAUCUGGUUCUGACCGCGAAGGUCACCCUCGACGAAGCAGGAAGCACCGUAGCCGCUCAAAGGACCUCGCGGGCGCCGCCCUGGGUGCAACAGGACUCGGCUAUGCAGCACACAAGUACAACGAGCGUCGCAAGUCCAAAGAACGGGAACGCGAACACUCCAAGCGUGACGACCACGUCCACCGUGAUCCUUAUGAAGAAUCCUAUGACCCAGAACCAUACCCGCUUUCCCCGCAGACGGCCCCGGACUACCCCCCUCCACCUGGCGCUGCCCCUCCCCAGCCUUACGCCUAUGGCGCUGCAUCACGAGGACCGGGACCGGGACCGGGGCUAGGACCCGAGCAGUACGCCCCUCGGCCGCGUAGGGCUGAUGACAAUGUGAGCAGCUCCACCCUACCUCCUGAUAUAAACCACGCGCACAAGGGUCUAAACAUCCACCCAUUUCCAUCUCCAUCCCGGUCAACUAGCCAACCGCCACAAGUCUCGAAGUCCGUCACUUUCGACUUGACGGAUUCCCCGCGCGAUCCUGGCUACGAGACUGAUGAUAGUGAUUCUACCGUUGAACUAUAUUCAUCUUCGCAUUCCAAAGAUAGAAACCACCAUCGCAAUCGAGAUCAUGAUUAUGAUCAUGAUAGCCAUCACCAUUGUCGCCGCCGUUCCUCAUCUGUUCCCUACCCGCCUAUGCCCUAUCCUAGUCCUGCUUCUGAUCACCAUCAACAUCACUCACCAGCCCCAAGACACCACGAGGGAAGAAAUCAGAACAAAGCCUCUGGAGCCGAGUCCGACUCAACCAUCGACCUACCCAACCGCUUUGACGGGCAAGGCCAUCUUAUUCCCGAGCGCAACCCUGCUGUCGAUAAAUUCGAGGACCUGGUGAAUAGGUUUAGCAAGGUUCUGUUCUAG
This is a messenger RNA of Penicillium verrucosum, 2490 nucleotides long. Its product is annotated as DUF3824 domain-containing protein. Lineage: Eukaryota; Fungi; Ascomycota; Eurotiomycetes; Eurotiales; Aspergillaceae. The transcript has 4 exons. Bases 1 to 2490 code for a protein of 829 amino acids. The record is from RefSeq and is a predicted model, not a curated record.